UGCGUCCCUGGUUUCCCCAGAACAGAGAGCUGCGCUCUUUUUCAGUCUGAAUGCAGUGAAAAGCGGUUUCCCCUUACUAUAUACAGCUCUCUGUCUCUCUCGGUGUGUCGUUCUCCCGAUAGCCCUUGCUGUUGCUGCUUUUUGUUUUUCAGAAGCGCUGGGAUUGUUUUGGAAUCGGCACAAAAAAGAAAAAAAAUGGGAGCAUUUUUGGACAAACCAAAGAUGGAGAAGCAUAAUGCUCAUGGAGCAGGAAAUAGUCUACACUAUGGGCUCAGCAGCAUGCAAGGCUGGAGAGUGGAGAUGGAGGAUGCACACACAGCUGUAAUCGGUAUGCCCAAUGGACUUGACCAGUGGUCAUUUUUUGCAGUAUAUGAUGGGCAUGCUGGAUCACAAGUUGCCAAAUACUGCUGUGAGCAUUUACUAGAACACAUCACAAGCAACCCCGAUUUCAAGGGUGCUGACCAUGAGCCUGCUGUGGAAAAUGUAAAGACUGGAAUUCGAACUGGCUUCCUGCAGAUAGAUGAACACAUGCGAGCCAUUUCGGAGAAGAAGCACGGAGUGGACAGAAGUGGCUCAACAGCUGUAGGUGUAAUGAUAUCCCCAAAACACAUCUACUUCAUUAACUGCGGUGACUCGAGAGGUUUGCUGAGUAGAAGUGGGAAGGUCCAUUUUUUUACACAAGAUCAUAAACCCAGCAAUCCACUUGAGAAAGAGCGCAUCCAGAAUGCAGGUGGCUCAGUAAUGAUUCAGCGUGUCAACGGGUCAUUGGCUGUAUCUAGAGCCCUGGGGGACUUUGAUUACAAAUGUGUACAUGGAAAGGGUCCAACAGAACAGCUUGUCUCACCAGAACCAGAGGUCUAUGAAAUUGAAAGGUCCGAACUUGAAGAUCAGUUUAUAGUCCUUGCUUGUGAUGGCAUCUGGGAUGUCAUGGCUAAUGAAGAGCUCUGUGACUUUGUUAGAUCAAGGCUUGAAGUCACUGAUGACCUUGAGAAAGUUUGCAAUGAGAUUGUUGACACUUGUCUAUACAAGGGAAGCCGGGACAACAUGAGUGUUGUACUGAUCUGUUUCCCUGGUGCACCCAAGGUAUCACCAGAAGCAGUGAAGAGAGAAGCGGAGCUGGAUAAGUACUUGGAGAGCAGAGUAGAAGAGAUCAUUAAGAAGCAGGGUGACGAAGGUGUGCCAGACUUAGUCCAUGUGAUGCGUACAUUAGCAACGGAGAGCAUCCCAAAUCUCCCGCCAGGGGGGGAACUGGCAAGCAAACGGAGUGUCAUUGAAGCAGUUUAUAACAGACUGAAUCCCUACAGGAGUGAUGAUACUGCACAGUGCCAUACAUCAUCAUCUCUCGACUUUAAUAAUUGUUAAACGGGACAUCUGUUAGUCUUUAGCUACAAACCAACUGCCAUCCCUUCAAAUGUUGUUAAUUAGUAGCUGCUUUGUCCAUGAGCUUACAGUUUUGACACCCUCAUGUAGUUAUCAAGCUUUCUUAACCCUUUUCAGUCUGGGAUAUCCAGAAAUUGCUGCACACGUGGACACUCCAGACUUUAAAGGGUUCUUCCUCCUUUUCUUUGUAAAGGACUGUGCAGCAACCGACGAUGCGUGGUAAAACUGCCUGCUUAUCAGCGUUUACAGACACCCGUGAACUGAGAGCACCGUUCAUCAGUCUUUCUUUACUGUCAAUCAUCAGCCUUUAUUUUAAGAAGGGAAUAUGUGAUGGGGAGGAAGAGAUACAAAAACAUCUACAGCAGCAAUCGGCCCAGGAACUGAAGAUUUGUUUUUCUCACAAACACACUUUUUUUUUUUUUUUUUUUUUUUUAAAUUCAAUAGAAUUCUUUACUGUAAUAAUUGGACUUCAGCAUUGUAUUGUAUGAUUUUAUUUUUUUGUAAUGUGCAAUUUAUUUUUACAAAAAUACCUGUAUUUAAUGGAGCUUGAGUUGGUUUAAGUAAAAAGUAUAAGCACUGUCUGCUUUUUUUCUGGUUUUCUGGGAUGCAACAAAUAUUUGUUCAGUGAAUAUUAUUGGUAGUCUAACUGGAGAUGUUAGCUUUUAAAGAAACGGGUAAAUUUAAAUGUAAGAGCAUGGCAGACCUUUGUAAAUCAAACUGGGAAACAAACAUUAUGACUCAUUUACAUCAUUCAGUGUUUUUAAAAAGUGUUUUCCAAAGUCAUUUUUCAGUGACUGCCCCCUCACCCUGCAGUUAAAUUAAAAGGAUUUUUCAUUUCA
Molecule: messenger RNA, 2219 nt
Organism: Polyodon spathula (Mississippi paddlefish)
Lineage: Eukaryota; Metazoa; Chordata; Actinopteri; Acipenseriformes; Polyodontidae
Gene: ppm1aa
Product: protein phosphatase, Mg2+/Mn2+ dependent, 1Aa
Exons: 6
Coding region: 196-1362 (388 amino acids)
Biological process (GO): positive regulation of canonical NF-kappaB signal transduction; protein dephosphorylation; negative regulation of canonical NF-kappaB signal transduction
Cellular component (GO): nucleus; cytosol
Molecular function (GO): protein serine/threonine phosphatase activity; magnesium ion binding; manganese ion binding
Source: RefSeq, a predicted model, not a curated record